CUUCAAGCUAUUUUGUGCUCCUCAGACAUGGCGUUGUUAUCUCUUGUCUCGCUGUCUCUCCUCUCCUCGCUGGUCCAGGGAUAUGCUAACCCCGGAUCAUGCUCUGGGGCAUGCAAUGUCCAUGACCCUGGAUUGAUUCAACGGCAAUCUGAUAAGGUGUAUUAUCGUUUCUCAACCGGUAACAAGAUUUCGUAUGCAUACUCCUCUUCAAUUGAGGGUCCGUGGACAAAUGUUGGUUCAAUGCUGCCUGAUGGGUCGUCAAUCGAUCUGGAGGGAAAUGAUGAUCUCUGGGCACCUGACGUUCAAUUAAUCAACGACGUAUACCAUGUGUACUAUUCAGUAUCGAGCUUCGGAUCUCAGAACUCUGCAAUCGGGCUUGCCACGUCCGAGACGAUGGACGAAGGAUCCUGGACCGACCAUGGCUCGACCGGUGUUACCUCCAGCUCAUCCAAAAACUACAAUGCCAUUGACGCCAAUGUAUUGAAUGAUGGCGGCUCGUAUUACAUGAACUUCGGUUCGUUCUGGGGCGACAUUUACCAGGUUCCUCUGAACUCGGCUGCAACGAAGGCUGCUUCGGCGUCGUACAAUAUCGCGUUUGAUCCGUCCGGUACCCAUGCCGUCGAGGGGUCAUAUUUGUAUAAAUAUGGUGACUAUUACUAUCUGUUUUAUUCGGCCGGCAUUUGCUGCAGCUAUGACACAUCGCGCCCUGCCAGUGGUGAGGAAUACAAGAUCAAGGUUUGCCGUUCUUCAUCGGCAACAGGCAACUUUGUCGAUGCGGAUGGCACUGCCUGUACGAACGGUGGCGGAACCGUCGUUCUCGAAAGUCACGGAACCGUUUAUGGACCUGGUGGACAGGGUGUUUUCACCGAUCCUGACCUUGGCCCUGUGCUUUAUUACCACUAUGUCGACACCACAAUUGGCUAUGGCGAUGGCCAGAAGUUGUUUGGAUGGAACAAGAUUGACUUUUCCAGUGGAUGGCCAGUUGUGUAGAUUAGGUCUUGUUGGUAGCAAGAUGGCAGACCUGCUGUCCAGCUCAUCG
Aspergillus wentii DTO 134E9 is the source of this 1039-nucleotide messenger RNA. RefSeq names its product arabinan endo-1,5-alpha-L-arabinosidase. Bases 28 to 990 code for a protein of 320 amino acids. The transcript has 4 exons. NCBI's taxonomy places the organism in Eukaryota, Fungi, Ascomycota, Eurotiomycetes, Eurotiales, Aspergillaceae. Gene Ontology annotation, biological process: carbohydrate metabolic process. The record is from RefSeq and is a predicted model, not a curated record. Gene Ontology annotation, molecular function: arabinan endo-1,5-alpha-L-arabinosidase activity.